UAUACUAAACCGCUGACUUUUGCUGACUGCAUAAGCGAUGAGUUGCCACUAGGAUGGGAAGAGGCGUAUGACCCACAGGUUGGAGUCUAUUACAUUGACCAUAACACCAAAACUACCCAGAUAGAGGAUCCUCGAGUACAAUGGCGGAGAGAGCAGGAGCACAUGCUGAAGGACUAUCUUGUACUGGCACAAGAAGCACUGACUGCUCAGAAGGAGAUCUACCAGGUCAAGCAGCAGAGACUUGAACUGGCUCAGCAAGAAUAUCAACAACUCCAUGAUGUUUGGGAACACAAAUUGGGAUCUCAGACUAGUUUAGUGUCCAGUUCCUCUUCCAGCUCAAAAUAUGAUCCAGAAAUUCUUAAAGCUGAAAUUGCUACUACAAAAUCUAGGGUUAACAAACUCAAGAGAGAAGUUGCUCACAUGAGACAGGAACUCCAGUAUAAGGAACUUGGUUUCCAGACACUAAAGAAAAUUGAUAUGAAAAUGGCUGAUACUCAAGGUGGAUAUAAACUUGAUGAGGCACAGGCCAUCUUAAAUGAAAUGAAAGCUAUCAAGAAAGCCAUAACAUCAGGCGAGCAAGAGAAGCAAGAUCUCCUUGAGAGUCUUGCCAGGCUAAAGGCUAGUUUUGUGAUGGAUAGAGCAUCACAUUCAGAUCCAUGGACCAGCAGCACAUCUUUGGAAAGCUCCAGUUUCUCGUUACCUAGGCAGUAUCUGGAUGCUGGCUCCCAAACAGAUGUUUCUGGAAAUUUUAUUGUAAGCAGUAAUAAUCAGUUGGCUGAGAAAGUGAGACUACGCCUCCAAUACGAAGAGGCUAAGCGAAGAAUAGCAAACAUAAAAAUUCAGUUGGCUAAACUGGAUAGCGAGGCCUGGCCUGGUGUGCUGGAUUCUGAACGAGACCGAUUAAUGUUAAUCAAUGAAAAGGAGGAACUUCUAAAAGAAAUGAGGUUCAUUAGCCCUAGAAAAUGGACUCAAAGUGAAGUGGAAAGAUUGGAGAUGGAGAGGAAACGUCUAGAAGAAGAUCUUCAGGCUGCAAGAGACACACAGAGCAAAGCUUUGACAGAAAGACUGAAGUUAAACAGUAAAAGAAAUCAGUUGGUCCGGGAAUUAGAAGAAACAACACGAUUGGUAGCAAAGUUGUAUGUCCAGCUGAAAAACCUGUCUUCUAGCAUGCUUUCCUUGUCGUCCGGCAGCAGUCCUGCCUCAUCCAGCCGAGGAUCUCUUGCCACCUCGAGUCGGGAUUCUUCGGCCUCAGCCAGCUUUACAGAUCUCUUCAGUGAACAGCUUGAGCAACUGGACUCUGAUUAUCAGAACAAAAUGGACCUCUUACUCUUGGAGAAAGCCACUGGCUUUCGGCCUUCAGGUUGCAUCACUACUAUCCAUGAACAUGAGGUUGCAAAAACUCAAAAAACAGACACUGCUAGCCGUUUACAAGCCCUGCGUUCCUUGUCUGGGACACCCAAAUCACAGACAUCUCUGUCACCAAGGUCAUCCCUCUCUUCCCCAUCUCCGCCUUGUUCACCACUAGUAAUGGAGCCAUUCUUCACAGGAGAUGCCUUCAUAAGUCACAUAGAAUUUGAAGAUACUGAUAUAAACAGUGGGCUAUCUGAAAUGAAUCUAAACAAUGGACCUGGUAGAAAGUAUAGAACGGAAGAGUCUAGAACUGGGGACAGACACCUAGAUCAAGAUAUAAAUAUCGUUGAAGGAGGUGCACUGAAGGUAGCGUGCGUUUCAGCUGCGGUGUCCGAUGAGUCCGUUGCUGGAGAUAGUGGAGUGUAUGAAGCAUCAGUGAAAAGGUCUUUUGUAUCGGAAUCAAUUGUUUUUGACAACGAUGAUGCAGCUAGCACGGCUAAAGUUCAGAUUUCCAUGAAGUAUGAUGACAAGAAUAAACAAUUUGCAAUAUUUGUUGCACACGUGAAUAAUGUGCCUGCUCUGCUGCCACAGCAAGACCAGAAAGUGAGUGUGCGUGUGGCUGUUCUUCCUUCUUCCGAAAGCACAAGCUGUUUGUUCCGCACAAGACCCAUGGAAGCAUCAGAGACUCUCACAUAUAAUGAAUUAUUUUGUGUUGCAAUUCCUCAUUCUGUUUUACGUCAGAAGACUUUAAGGGUAGACGUCUGCACUGUGGAUGAGUGCCAUCUUGAGGAGUGCUUGGGAGGUGCACAAAUUAGUCUUGCUGAGAUCUGCAGAUCUGGAGAGAGGUCAAUGCGGUGGUAUAACCUCCUCAGCUAUAAAUACCUACAGAAGCAAAGCAGUGAAAAUGAGCCAGAGGACACCGUUUCCAAACUACCACACACUGAGAAAAUGGACUCUGUAUCUGCUCUGCUGGAACAGACUGCUGUUGAACUAGAAGCUGUAGAAAAAAAACUAGAAGAAAGCAGAAGCACUACGAUCAGUGGAGAAAACUGGCAAGACGAGGAAGAUGCUGAGCAAGACGGCAACAGUGAAGAUGAAGUAGAAGCGGAGGAAGAAUUUUAUGGUGGGGCAACAAUAUGGGAAACAGAGGAGACACUGCCAUCCUUGCCGUAUGCUAAGUCAGCAGUCAUCAAGGUGGAUAAAGAGACCAAUACAGAGAGUGUCGCCCAGUCUUCCUCAGUGGUUCGUCCAAAAGAUAAAAGAGCUUCUAACCCCCUCCGAACUCCUUUUGUUAGAGCCAGCACUAUAAUCCGUUCCAAAACGUUUUCCCCAGGACCACAGAGCCAGUAUGUGUGUCGGCUUAAUCGCAGUGAUAGCGAUAGUUCAACUCUGUCAAAGAAACCACCCUUUGUUCGGAAUGCUGUGGAGAGGAGAAGCGUCAGGAUGAAAAGGUCUUCUGUAAAAAGCACUGGACCUGAGCGGCUAAUACGUACUUCUUUGGACCUGGAACUAGACUUGCAGGCUUCAAAAACCUGGCACAGCCAGUUGGUACAGGAGAUUUCUAUCCUUAAACAGCUGAAGGAGCAAUUAGAAAAAGCUCAGAGUCAGGGACAGAAAGAAUUGCCGCAGUGCAUAAAUGAAGAUGAACGUUUUCGGAGUUUGAUGAGGCUGGUGGAGAAACAGGUAGAAAAGGUUGAAUGUAAGUGUGAGCUGAAAGCUGAUAAAAUGAUGAGAGCAGCUGCAAAGGAUGUGCACAGGCUACGAGGCCAGAGCCGAAAGGAGCCCCUGGAAGUGCAAUCAUUCAGAGAGAAAAUGGCUUUUUUCACAAGACCAAGAAUAAACAUUCCAGCUCUCUCUGCGGAUGAUGUUUAAUGUCUAUUUAAGUAAUUUCCUCCAACAUCAACAAAAUAUAAUUUACUUUCACUGCAGAUUAUUUAUAUGGUAUUAUGAUGAUACCAGCUCAUUUGUACAUUAAUGACUUUAUCAUCUUUGCAUCCAAAUUUUUAGCUUUCUUCUCUCCACUGCAAAUGCCAGCAUAAAAAUGAGAUGGUUAUGUAGUCUGUAUAUUUAGCAAUGUAAUUUUUUUAGAAAUAAUAUUUAAAUAUGAACGCAGUUCAAAGUGCUGCUUAAAUAAGAACUUGUUUAGACAUUUUUGUACAGCUCUACUUUUUUAAAAAAGAAGUUUUACCACAAGAAAACUUGAAUCUGAAGGAGCAUCAAUCCAAUAAUCCUAAAAAUUCAACUUUACUCUUAUAUAACUAACUUUUGCUAAUUUAAAUAUUUUAUAUGAAAUUGGGGGAUGGAAGAACCCAUUAAUUUUUUUAAGAGCUGGAAAGGAGUGCUCUGUGAGCUGUGAAACACUUCCAUUUCCUUCUAGGUCACAAGAAAUGGGUGUUGAGUUCAAAAGCCCUGUUGCACUUUAAUUCGGAGGUUGUUACUUCAGCUCAUUCUGUAUCUGACCUGUAAAAAGUUCCAAAAGCCCAGUGAACCCUUUGCUACAGGGAGAGAGCUACAGGGAACAUACAUGUGUGUUAACCUUUCUUAAGGCUCAAUGUUUUGCUGGAAGCAAAAAAGAAAGAUCUGUCUAGGCAGCUUUAAAAAAAUAUAUAAUCCAUCCUGUUUAAAAACCAACAUUUUGUUUUAAAAAUAUUAUCAAGUUGUUUAAGAAACAAAGAAAUUCUCAUGUAGCCCUAUUAGUUUUUAAAGAAUGAUGAUCAUUAAGAAUCUUAAAAUAAUAUCUUGCCCUUAAUAUUAGGUAAACAUUUGUGAAGGGUCUCCUAUGUUCCCCUAGCUCCAGGUGAAUGGAAUAGCUAAUUUGGAGAGGAUUUCAUUUUACCACUUACUUUUGAAAACGUCUAGUAAACAACAUGGAACAAACUCUUGUCUAGAAAUCCUGGAAAUGUAUGUUAUCAACAGUAAUUUACCACACUGCUGUUUCUAUUUGUAUGUGCA
This is a messenger RNA of Pogona vitticeps (central bearded dragon), 4302 nucleotides long. Lineage: Eukaryota; Metazoa; Chordata; Lepidosauria; Squamata; Agamidae. The record is from RefSeq and is a predicted model, not a curated record.